Nilaparvata lugens (brown planthopper) is the source of this 1163-nucleotide messenger RNA. Its product is annotated as lysine-rich arabinogalactan protein 19-like. NCBI's taxonomy places the organism in Eukaryota, Metazoa, Arthropoda, Insecta, Hemiptera, Delphacidae. The record is from RefSeq and is a predicted model, not a curated record. The coding region runs from base 597 to 1163 and encodes 188 amino acids. The transcript is spliced from 2 exons.
GCACGUGUGGCAGCUUGUUCUAAUGCAGCUUCUCUCUCUCUCUCUGUGCAGCGCCGCUCUACUCGUGAUGUCUGCUCUCUAUAAUGCAGCUUCUGCAAGGAUGACUGUUGAUAAUACGUCUUUCGACCUCUUCAAUAAUAAAUUCAAAAAAUUCUACUGAUGGUGGUUAUUGCUGUUUUCGCCUCGGCUAUCUGGAAAGGAAUGAACUGCAGAGUGAAUUUUCAGCUUGAACACAGCUCAAUUUCCACCACCAUCAGCCAGAUUUAACGAGAUUGAAACAAAAGCUGUACUCUCAGACCUCUCUCAAAACAAGGAUAAUGCCAUAUCUAUUUUAUUCUGUCUGACGUAUAGGCAAGACUCUUGGGAUAGCAGGAUAGGAGCCAAAUACGGUUUGGUACUAGCCUUGAUUUUUUCUGAUGACCUUUUUGAAGGUUUUGAAAGUUGAAUCCCACCACAGCUAAGUCUGUGUGUGUGGAGGUGGGGAAAAAUACUGUAAUUUUUCAGUAUAUAAGCUGUGAAAAAUUCAAACAGAAUCAUCCAGUCUGAUCAAUCAGCUAACAACACUUCCGAAUCAACUCAUCUAUAAGAAGAAGAAGAUGUCGUCCUUUGUCAACGCUCCCACCUCAGCUACAGCUACAAGACCAACAACAGCUGUAGGCAACAGCACUCAAGCUAGAACAUAUGCUGUCGUCUGUGGAGGGGGGCUUACAGCCCCAACAUAUAGCCAGCCAGCCGUGAUGGCAGCAGCUAGCUGGAACCCGUACUCUAUGUGGGGGCCACCCCCACCGUGGUACACUUCUGCCUACCCUGGGCUUGGACAGCAGCAGGCUCCAUUGCAAGCUCCCCCGCCUCCAUCAGCAGAGCUGUUGGCAGCUGCUACCACCCCCAUAGGCGCCGCCGAAACCACCCCCGCCGAAACCAGUCCCGCCAUCCCCGCCACCCCCGCCGAAACCAGUCCCGCCAUCUCCGCCAUCCCCGCCGCCCCCGCCGAAACCAUCCCCAUAGUCGCCGCCGAAGCUGAUUCAUCUGACGAUGUGAAGAUCGUAGAGGAAAGCGGAGAUGAUUUCAUCGAAGCUACUCCUCCGACUCGUGAGUUGGUGAAACGAUCACCUUCGUGGACGAAAGUGGAGAAAAAGAAGAAGAAGAAGAUCGGCACCGUCUAA